AUAUUUUAAAAAAAAAUAUAACGCACGAACGCAUGUACUGACAACUAGGAUUUACAAAGUAAAGUUCCGGUUACACAAGUGUCAUUAACAUCUUUCAACCACGCCGAACCGAGUGACAGCAAUUUAACUGACCGCAUUUAUGAAAACAAACAUUAAAUACUUCAAGGCUAAUUACUGUGUUUCAUUAACAAAGAAUAACAUGGCCUGAUUUAACUACUGCUUAAUUUAACCGUCUGAUUGCAGUUUCGUUAAAACUGUGUUAUUCGAUGUGUAUGGAGUUAUCUGGGGAGUGCAAUGAACACGUUUAAAGCCCCUUCAAAAGAUGUUCACAAUUUGGCCAAAAGAUAAAAGUCAAAAAGGAAGGGAGACGAUCCUCAUAUCUUGAGGCUAGAAUGGCGUAUUCUAGUGUACGAUCACUUUUAGUGUUGGUCGUCAUAGCAACCGUACAAGCACAAAGUAUAGAUGAAGAGAUUUUGGCCAACGCCAACAGUGUGAUUCAUAGUUUGAAGAAAGCAGUCAAGACUCAGAGCUACUUUAGAUUUUUUAGCUGUUUGUGUUUGAAGUCUACCAGUUGUGUAUCGCUCACCAACAAAGUUACUAAUAAUGACAGAGUCGUUUAUUUAAUAACAAAUAGCACAGCCGAUAAAUCGUUUGUGAAUCGUGAAAUAGCAAAGUCAUUAACACUGUUCAGAGGUGCUGCUUCAGCUGUAGCAAUGAAUCUAAAUUUUGAAGAAGCUAGUCGAACGGUGUCAGCCCACGAGAAGAUCUCUAGCACAAAACUGUCAUCACUGCAGAUGAGAUGCUUUCAUCCUAUAAAGUGCUGGCGUCACAGCAUGUUUUUGAUCGCUUGUAGACUUCAUGCCAGCACAAACACCGUGGAAGAGAAGUUGUUAGAGCGAAAGAAAAGAGCAAACUUGGCAGCUCUGAACGGAAUGAUGCCAUCCAAGAGAACAACGAGCCUCACCAAAGAAGAGACUCAUAGAUUUAUUUCCUACAGCAGCCACCUUGGAACUGUGCUACUUUCUAUUGCUGCCUUGAUUUCCCUUUGUCUUACUUGCUUAAGCUGUAUACUUUGUAGGCUUCAUAAAAAGACUCAGAACGAGUGUAUGAGCGCAGAAGAAGGAGAUGCCCAUACCUCACACUAUGAGAAUGAUGCUACUCUGAACUUUCAUUUAAACACUUCGGAAAGUAACUCAAGUGUUUCAACUGGGGCAAGUCUUCCUCUCCAGUCUGCUACAGUGUCCAGAUUAAGGCCUCCUUCGCCUUCACAGAAGCUUCACCUCUCAGCGAGGAGUACAUCUCUUUUGGACGAGGAAGAUAAAAACUUAAGCUCCCAAAUAUACUCGUACUGUAGUGAGGGGUCUGUUCAUGGUGUAGCUCUAACAGCGAGGGAGACAUCUGAACGAGAUCAUUACAUACAAGAUGGACAGCAAUCCCCGACACGCUCUGAUAACUUGCCACAUAUAUACAACAAUGUACAUCCACAAAAUAAACAUGGUCUUCCGCAUUCCAAAAGUGACCUGAAUCAUUGUCCGACAACGAACACAUUGAAGAGCGGGAGUUACAGCGAUACUUGUCUUCAGUUACAUGACAAUACAACGAGUCAGACCUAUUGCAGUCACGUGUAUUCCAAACUCCACCAAUAUCAAAGAAACUUUCACGAUAAUUAUAACAAGGUUGCAACUACAGGGCAAAAAAUUCUUAUUGUUGAGGAAACACAAUGUUCAAAACACGACAUUGAUAUUUCUGAUCAAGUCAGCGGCAGGGAAUCUGAAAUACCACUCGACAUUGUAGAGCACACUAGCACCCAAAUGGAAAGUGAUUACAUUAAUUCAGAUCUGAUAGAUGCAAUGGCGACAGAUUCAUGUAGCAAUAUAGACAGACCGGAGACUGAAGAGAUUAGCAAAUAUAAGUUUCGUAAACGUCCAAUCUGGCAAGACACGAGUUUUGAUGUUCAUAACAAUGAUGUUAUCUCCAUAACUGAAGAUGUUUACGUAAAUUCACAGGAGAUUGAAGUCCCGCCUCCAAAUGAAGCCUCUGAUGACAGUCUACUCAACGAUGUUGAUGCAGCUAUCCGAUCUACUGAGCAUAAUGAGAGACAACUCCAGAAUGUUUACGACAACUCCAGAUCGAGUGAUCUGUAUGUCAAUUCUCAUCUAUGGAAGACAAAUGUUGAAAUAGGUUUAGACUCAAAAAGAUUGAUACAUGUCGAUGAUGAUGAUUCGGUUAGAGACAACUCAGUUGAAUCACUUAGUGAAGGCUCACAAAAUGAUUAUGUUUGUUUCGACUCAUUAUUUAUUAAUAAUGAAUUAAAUCAAUUAGAAAAUAAAACCAUUUUAGUCCAAGACAAGAAGAAAUAUAUCGAUGAAGUAGCAAGAGGUUUAGGGUGCAGAGGGUUAACAGAUGCAUGUCAAAGAGAGAAAAGACUAACAGAAAAAGAUCUAUCUUUUGAAGUACCCUCUGACAUGGGCAAUAAUGCAGGUAAAGAUGGCGUCCCUUAUGAAGAGAAUAACGCAGAUGACGAAUAUUAUUCUAACUCAGAUUUAGUGACCACAUCAACCGGAAAUAGUUUUCUUGAACAUUGUCAUGACAACCUCAGUGUUGAUAGCGAGAUGAACACCAAUACAAAGGCCACGUCUGAACAUAAAGGCUGUGACCUGAAGUUUGACAAUGAUAUUUAUUUCAACACAGACCUUUUAAGCAAGAUUAAUAGAAAUAGAUCCUUUAGCCCAAUGCCUCUUACCAGCGAAGAUUCCUCUUUUAAAUGUGAUGCUACAAAUGACUGUGAUGUUGUCACAUUUGCGUGCAUCGAUCCAAAUCCUAAGACUCCAAUGGACGGUCACUUCAAGUCAGACAAUAACUGUACGGAUUUGGUAAAACCUUAUGUGGAAACAUGUUCAGCUCACAAAGAAAGCUUCUCGUCCCUAAGCUCAGAGGAAUUGGAUCUCAAUAAUCAAGCGUUUGGAAACAGAUUCACACUUAGAACAGAUUUAGACCACAAAUAUACUAGUGGUAACUAUUGCAACAUCAACUUUGCGACUUCAUCGACAGAAAACAUUUUUGCUAACAACACAAGUCAGUCUGUGCAACGUUCUUCAGAAACUGGUAAUAAUGGCAUGGCAGACAAUGGUAAACUUACAUCGAUGGGUGACAGUCCAGAUGAUGAUUGUGAUUAUGUCAAUUCAGACAUAUUUACAAAGUUGAACAGUCCAGCUCAGCAAGGUGUCAUGAACAACAAUGAUACCUCCCUAGCUUGGGUAGAUGUCAACGCUAACGAAGAGAGUACUUGCUCUGCUUCUGUUUGUUAUGGAUCAGACAAUGACGUUGCAAGUGAUUAUAAUUUUAAUUCAGAUUUAUUUAUAAAGUUAAAACAAGGCAGCUAUACUGGACAGGGAUAUGAAGAACAAGAACUAACGGGUAUUAGACAUUAUGUUGAACUGGACACAGACCAAAAGGAAUCUUUAGACAAAGACAGCGAUGUUGAUAUGUCCAGUGGAUAUUAUUUUAAUUCAGACAUAAUAACAACGCUACCACAAGACAUCUAUUCUAAUCAUGGAAAUGGUAGCAUAGAAGAACAAGAUUCAAAGAAAUAAUGGUGAACAUGUCAAAAACCAAAAGGAAUCUCUAGACAAAGACAGUACUACAGAUACAUCAAAUGUGUAUGUGUCAGACAUUUAGGCACAGCCUUGUGAGAAUUGUUCUGAUGCGCAGAUCCCAGUGAGAAGCGACUUUUCACUCCAGUACAUGAUGUGGAUGUAGGUGACGGAAUAUAUACAUCUAGGUCCAGCUACACAGGUGAUGACGUAAGUAAUGACGUUUAUUUCAACACGGACUUCAAAUCAAUCUGAAACAAAAUCCACAAAGACACAAAAGAAGCAAUGUAACAUGAUAUGUCACAGAAAAAUCCUGAACGUUACGUGACAAGACAAAUUACUUGACACAGAAAGCCUCCAAAGAGCAGGCCUGCAAAGCUAUCACACAAUCCUGAUACAGUCGCAAUUGCGAUAAGCAGGUCACGUCUACAGACGAAACGAAAGCGAGAAACAAGGUGGACAAAGAAAACGUUACCUGGACACCCUCUAAAGCUUCCCUGAAAGCCUUCAACGUAGACCCUGCCACCUGGGAGACGGAAGCGCAAGAUAGGGUAUGAAGGAGCCGAGCUGUGAAAACAGACGCAAAAAUUUGCUGAGGACAAGAGAACAGCACUGGCAGAUGAAAAGCGCUAGAGAAAAAAAAGCAAGACCCACGACACUAGCUCCAGCUGAAAUAACCUGCCCAGUGUGUAGCCGAACAUUCCGGGCUCACAGAGGUCUCACCAGCCACACGAGGAGGCACAAAACUCCAGUACAAAGCACUUAGCUACAUGGAUGACAAAAGUGGGUCAGUAUCGUAUCACGACGGACGAACUACUUAUCUGUCUAUAUUUAUAUGACAAUUAUUACUAUUUCCAAAGGCACAGCUAGUGAUACAAAUCCUGGUGUAGACCAGGAAUUUUAAAUUUCUUUACAUUCAAAAGGGAUCAAAUAAACGAGUACAAUUAAUGAAGUCCGAUUUAUAUUUUCUUAUAUUCAGAGGAUACAAAACCAGAAAAAAAUGAGUAUUGUGGGGAACGAAAAUGGAAUAUAUAUCAAUUUUACAUUCAUGUAAUGCCAAGAUUGAUGGCCUAAAGUAGUGUUCCCAAACUGUGUUCCUCGGAAAACUAGUGUUCCGCGAUGUCAGAUUAGGUGUUCCACAAACUAUUCGCAUAAUCAACUAGAAGUUCUACACGGGAAUAAAUCUAAAGUAAAUGCAGGGAAAAAAAAAGAUUCUUUGUAACGAAUAAAAUUCUAUAACAUCACUAUGAACUUUGAACUUAUCUAGAUUCUGACUCUAAUUUUAAAUAAAGAAACCAAAAAUAGAUCAACAAUUAAAUGAUUUCAUAUUGUGUCUUUCUGAAGACUACCACAAUAUAGGUAUUUUAAUUUAUUUUCUUGUAACCUGUUUGUUGAAAGCAGGAUUAUCUUAUGUUGAAGGAAAGUCAAAAUCUAGAAACUGGAUUAACUCAGGCAACACUAGAUGUUAGAAUUAAACAUACCAGUAUUGUGCCUGAUAUUUAGAAAAUAUGCUUUUCAAGGAGACAAUAUCAUCAAAGUCACUGGAUAUAUAUAUAGAGAGAUAAAUAGAUAGAUAGAUAGAUAGAUAGAUAGAUAGAUAGAUAGAUAGAUAGAUAGAUAGAUAGAUAGAUAGAUAGAUAGAUAGAUAGUUAGAUAGAUAGAAAGAUAGAUAGAUGGGUGGAUGGAUGGAUAGAUAGAUAGAUAGAUAGAUAGAUAGAUAGAUAGAUAGAUAGAUAGAUAGAUAGAUAGAUAGAUAGAUAGACAGAUAGAUAGAUAGAUAGAUAGAUAGAUAGAUAGAUAGAUAGAUGCCUAGGUUAUAUUAUUCUAGCACCAAUUCUUGUUAGGUGCACGAUGUGUUCUUUGUUGCCUUGCUGUUAAGCUGAUGAAGUUUUGUUGUUAUUAUGCUGUUGUAACGUUUCUUUGAGGGAGUUAGUGGUGGAUUUUUGGAUUGAGUCAGCAAUGGGCUAGUGUUGUGCGUUUUUUGUGUACAAGUCAAAUACAUACUAAUAUAGGUUGUGUUGGUAUUAUGGUACCGCAAGUGUGCGCAAGGUGCAAAAUGCUUACUUGAUUAUUAACAUAAUAUCCAUUCUAUAUAAUAUUUGUGACAUUGUUAAAUCAUUUUGUUCUUUCUAAAUACUUUCAUCUCAUUAAAUAUUAUAUUGACACGUUAAAAUCUAGUUAAUCCAACCUUGAAAAUAGUCAGUGUUCUGCUAAAUUCUACGAAUGUGUGUAGGGUUCCGGUAAGGUAAUACCGUAUAGUGCUCGCAUUUUUAUUAAAUGAUGUAAAAAAAAAAAAAAGACAAAAUACAAAACUAACUAAAGGUGCCAUCUAUAGACUUAAAAACCUGAACAUUGUGUGUGGUGAAGGAUCGGGAAAAGUAAAAGUGAUACUAGAAUUCACAGGCCAAAAACACAUGCGCGUAUAUAUAUAUAUAUAUAUGUGGGGGGGGGGGGCGUUAUAAAGCUGGUCUUUCCACAUCAAGUCCAAAACUUUUACGAUGCACAGGUUAAAAAAAAACAAAACAAAAUGGUUGUUCCAGUUAGAGAAAAAGAGGGAGACAGACAGAGACAGAGAAAUGAAUAGACACAUGAAUAGACACAUGAAUAGACACAUGAAUAGACACAUAAAUAGACACAUAAA
Messenger RNA from Biomphalaria glabrata, 6234 nucleotides. RefSeq lists its product as uncharacterized. The transcript is spliced from 2 exons. The coding region runs from base 393 to 3593 and encodes 1066 amino acids. Lineage: Eukaryota; Metazoa; Mollusca; Gastropoda; Planorbidae. The record is from RefSeq and is a predicted model, not a curated record.